AUGGCGAAGAAACUCUUCUGUAUCGGAAACCCCCUCCUCGACAUCUCCGCAGAUGUCGACCAGGCCUUCCUGGACAAGUACGGGGUCAAGCUUAACAACGCCAUUCUCUGCGAGGAGAAGCACAUCCCAGUCUUCGACGACCUCGUGAACAACCACAAGGUGCAGUACAUCGCUGGUGGAGCCACACAGAACACCGCCCGUGUCGCCCAGUGGCAGAUCAACCAGCCCGGAGCUGUCACGUAUGCUGGCUCCAUCGGCAAGGACAAGUUUGGCGAGAAGCUCAAGGAGGCAGCAGCUGCUGAUGGGCUCACGACCCUCUACUACGAGGCUGAGGGAACUCCGACGGGAACCUGCGCUGUGCUCGUGUCUGGAGGAGAGCGCUCGCUCAUGGCCAACCUGGCUGCUGCUGAGAAGUACACCAUCGCGUGGACGCAGAGCAAGCCCGUACAGGACGCCAUCGCCGCUGCUCAGAUGUACUACAUCGCCGGCUUCGUGCUCACUCACUCCGCCGACUCCAUCAUGCACGUGGCCAAGCACGCUCAUGACAACAACAAGACCAUGAUCAUGAACACCUCUGCUCCCUUCCUCUUCGAGGUUCCUCCCUUCUUCAACGCCUUCAAGGAGGCAUGGGAGUACCUCGACAUCGUCGUCGGCAACGAGUCCGAGGCUGCCGCCAUGGGCAAGGCCUUCGGCUUCAGCGCCACCUCCGUCAAGGAGAUCGCGAUCGAGGCUGCCAAGUUGCCCAAGAAGAACUCCUCCAAGCCCCGCAUGGUUGUCAUCACCCAGGGCUCUGAGUGCACCAUCGUCGCUACUCCCGAGGGAGCGACUGAGUACCCCGUCACCAAGGUGGACAAAGUCGUCGACACCAACGGAGCUGGAGACGCCUUCUGCGGUGGCUUCUUUGCUGGGCUGAUGCUCGGAAAGUCCAUUGAGGACUCGGUCAAGUGCGGUCACUACACCGCCGGAGUCGUGAUCCAGCGCUCAGGCUGCCAGUACAGCGACGCUGCUCGCUAUACCUUCUAA
This is a messenger RNA of Guillardia theta CCMP2712, 1023 nucleotides long. RefSeq lists its product as hypothetical. The record is from RefSeq and is a predicted model, not a curated record. Gene Ontology annotation, biological process: purine ribonucleoside salvage. The transcript is spliced from 5 exons. Gene Ontology annotation, molecular function: adenosine kinase activity. NCBI's taxonomy places the organism in Eukaryota, Cryptophyceae, Pyrenomonadales, Geminigeraceae. Bases 1 to 1023 code for a protein of 340 amino acids. Gene Ontology annotation, cellular component: nucleus; cytosol.